Molecule: messenger RNA, 1269 nt
Organism: Cokeromyces recurvatus
Lineage: Eukaryota; Fungi; Mucoromycota; Mucoromycetes; Mucorales; Mucoraceae
Product: Thiolase, N-terminal domain-containing protein
Exons: 4
Coding region: 45-1235 (396 amino acids)
Biological process (GO): fatty acid beta-oxidation
Molecular function (GO): acetyl-CoA C-acetyltransferase activity
Source: RefSeq, a predicted model, not a curated record
CUUGUUUAUUAAAUAUAUACCAUUUAUUUGAAGCAAAAAAAAACAUGGUUGGUCGUGACGUCUAUAUCUCUGCUGUUAGCCGUACUCCUAUUGGUGGUUUUAAUGGUUCAUUAGCUUCUCUUUCAGCUACUAAGCUUGGUUCUCUUGCUAUUGAAUCUGCUUUGAAGAAAUCUACUGUUCCUGUUGAUGCAGUUGAUGAAGUCGUCUUUGGUUGUGUUUUACCCGCCAAUCUCGGUCAAAACCCUGCUCGUAUUGCUGCUCUCGGUGCUGGUCUUCAUGAGAAGACUAUUGCUACCACUGUUAACAAGGUUUGUGCCUCAGGCAUGAAAGCUGUCAUUAUGGGUACACAAUCCAUCAUGCUUGGUAAUGCCGACAUCAUUGUUGCUGGUGGUAUGGAAUCUAUGACAAAUACACCUUAUUAUCUUCCUAAGCAACGUUUUGGUUCCGUUUAUGGCAAUACUGAAGUAGUUGAUGGUGUUGUUAAGGAUGGUUUGUAUGAUGUCUAUAACGAUUAUUUGAUGGGUGUUGCUGCUGAAGAAUGUGCUACUGAAUAUGGUAUUACCCGUGAACAACAAGAUGAUUACGCAAUUGAAUCUUACAAACGUGCCCAAGCUGCUCAUGCUGCUGGUUACUACAAGGAUGAAAUUGUCCCUGUUGUUGUAUCGGGUGGUCGCGGUAAGCCUGAUCGUGUUAUUGAACAAGAUGAUGAAAUUGUAAAAUUGAAUGAAGAAAAGUUACGUGCUGUUCGUCCUGCCUUUGCUGGUAAAGAAGGUACUGUAACUGCUCCUAAUUCUUCUCCCUUGAGUGAUGGUGCAACUGCUAUUGUUCUUUGCUCCAAGGAAGCUGCUGAAAGAUACAACUUGCCUCUUUUGGCAAAGGUUAAGGGUUGGGGUGAUGCUGCUCAAGCUCCUAAUCGCUUCACAACCUCUCCUGCUCUUGCUUUGCCUAAAGCUAUCAUGCAUGCUGGAUUGACACCUGAAGAUAUUGAAUAUUAUGAAAUUAAUGAAGCAUUCUCUGUUGUCGCUUGUGCUAACUCUAAGCUCUUAAAUUUGAAGAAGGAUCAAGUUAAUAUCUGGGGUGGUGCUGUCGCUAUGGGUCAUCCUUUGGGUUGUUCAGGUGCUCGAAUCAUUGCUACCUUGACUUCUGUUUUGAAGCAUAAGGAAGCUAAAUAUGGUGCUGCUGCUAUCUGUAACGGUGGUGGUGGUGCUUCUGCUGUUGUUAUCGAGCGUGUAUAAAAAAAAAAAAAAAUAAAAAUAAAAAAAAAAAAAA